Lepidothrix coronata (blue-crowned manakin) is the source of this 6434-nucleotide messenger RNA. It is a transcript of the gene ACAP2, whose product is annotated as ArfGAP with coiled-coil, ankyrin repeat and PH domains 2. The transcript is spliced from 25 exons. Gene Ontology annotation, molecular function: GTPase activator activity; protein binding. Lineage: Eukaryota; Metazoa; Chordata; Aves; Passeriformes; Pipridae. Gene Ontology annotation, cellular component: endosome membrane; cytoplasm. The record is from RefSeq and is a predicted model, not a curated record. Bases 77 to 2536 code for a protein of 819 amino acids.
GCCUCGCCUCGCCCCGGGCUCUCCGCGACACCACCGCCAGCAGCCGCCGCAGCGGAGGCAGCGGCGCCCCGGCAGCAUGAAGGUGACCGUGGACUUCGAGGAGUGCCUGAAGGACUCGCCGCGUUUCAGGGCAGCUUUAGAAGAAGUAGAAGGAGAUGUGACAGAACUGGAACUGAAACUUGACAAGCUGGUGAAGCUUUGUAUUGCAAUGAUUGAUACUGGGAAAGCAUUUUGUACAGCCAAUAAGCAGUUCAUGAAUGGAAUUCGAGACCUUGCACAAUAUUCCUUUAAAGAUGCAUUGGUUGAGAACAGUUUGACAAAGUUCUCUGACACAUUACAGGAAAUGAUCAAUUAUCACAAUAUUCUCUUUGACCAAAUCCAAAGAUCAAUUAAAACACAGCUUCAGACUUUUGUUAAAGAAGAUAUUAGGAAAUUUAAAGAUGCAAAGAAACAGUUCGAAAAAGUGAGUGAAGAAAAAGAGAAUGCUCUGGUGAAAAAUGCCCAAGUUCAAAGAAAUAAGCAGCACGAAGUAGAGGAAGCAACCAAUAUUUUGACUGCAACUCGGAAGUGUUUCCGACACAUAGCUCUGGAUUAUGUUCUUCAGAUCAAUGUUCUUCAAUCUAAAAGGAGAGCAGAAAUCUUAAAAUCGAUGCUAUCAUUUAUGUAUGCACAUCUGGCUUUUUUCCAUCAAGGCUAUGAUCUGUUUAGUGAACUUGAGCCCUAUAUGAAAGAUCUUGGUGCACAGCUGGAUCAGUUGGCUGUAGAUGCUGCAAAGGAGAAGAGAGAUAUGGAGCAAAAGCACUCCACUAUUCAACAAAAGGCUGCCUUACAGGAUUAUUCCAGUGAUGAUACAAAACUAGAAUACAAUGUAGAUGCAGCCAAUGGUAUUGUUAUGGAAGGUUAUCUGUUUAAGCGAGCCAGCAAUGCCUUCAAGACUUGGAACAGGCGCUGGUUCUCAAUACAAAAUAACCAACUUGUGUACCAGAAGAAAUUUAAGGAUAAUCCCACAGUAGUUGUUGAAGACUUGCGGCUCUGCACGGUUAAACACUGUGAAGACAUAGAAAGGCGUUUCUGUUUUGAGGUGGUUUCUCCAACAAAGAGCUGCAUGCUUCAGGCGGACUCAGAAAAGCUGCGGCAGGCCUGGAUUAAGGCUGUUCAGACCAGUAUUGCCACAGCAUACAGAGAGAAAGGGGAUGAAUCUGAGAAACAGGAAAAGAAAUCAUCCCCUUCUACUGGAAGCCUAGAAUCUGGGAGUGAGUCAAAAGAGAAGUUGUUAAAGGGAGAGAGUGCUCUGCAGCGAGUUCAGUGUAUUCCUGGUAAUGCUGCCUGCUGUGACUGUGGUUUGGCAGAUCCUCGCUGGGCCAGUAUCAACCUCGGAAUCACACUGUGCAUCGAGUGCUCUGGGAUACACAGGAGCUUGGGAGUCCAUUUUUCAAAAGUAAGAUCUUUAACGUUGGAUUCAUGGGAACCUGAACUCCUAAAGCUUAUGUGUGAAUUGGGAAAUGAUGUUAUAAAUAGAAUAUAUGAAGCGAAGUUGGAAAAAGUGGGAAUAAAGAAGCCACAAUCUGGAAGCCAAAGGCAGGAGAAGGAGGCAUACAUCAGAGCAAAAUAUGUGGAGAGAAAGUUUGUAGAGAAGCAAGCUGCAUCAGUACCUCUGCUUGAAUCUGGAACAAAAGUUUUGCCUCCAAGUCAGGAAGAGAAAAGGCACAGUGGCCCUGAAAAAUCCCUUUUGGCAGGGGAACAAGGUGCAGCAUCCCAAAAAGCGGUUGCUGUAAGUAGCGACGAGGCGAGACGGGAGUCUCUGUUCUGUCCUGAUGAACUAGAUUCACUCUUCUCCUACUUUGAUACCUCUUCAAAACUACGUAGUAUCCGAAGCAGUGACAGUGGGAUCCAGCCGAGCGCUGAGGACAGCAGAGAACACCUUGCCUCUACUGUAUCAGCUAACAGUUUGUAUGAACCAGAAGGAGACAAGCAAGAGUCCUCUGUGUUCUGUGACUCCAAGCAGCCUAGUCCAGGAUUGCAGCUGUACCGAGCUGCCUUUGAGAAGAAUCUUCCUCAUAUGGCAGAAGCAUUGGCCCACGGAGCUGAAGUAAACUGGGUCAACGUAGAAGAAAACAAAGCAACUCCACUCAUUCAGGCAGUGCGAGGGGGUUCACUGGUUACUUGUGAAUUUUUGCUGCAGAAUGGGGCCAAUGUGAACAUCAGGGACAUGAAGGGAAGAGGGCCCCUGCACCAUGCCACAGUUCUAGGACACACUGGACAAGUGUGUUUAUUCCUAAAACGAGGAGCAAACCAGCAUGCCACUGAUGAAGAUGGGAAAGACCCACUGAGUAUAGCAGUAGAAGCUGCAAAUGCAGAUAUUGUAACAUUGUUGCGUUUAGCAAGGAUGAAUGAAGAAAUGCGGGAAUCAGAAGGACUCUAUGGGCAGCCAGGAGAUGAACUUUAUCAGGACAUUUUUCGUGACUUUUCUCAAAUGGCAACAAAUAAUCCAGAGAAGUUAAACCGCUUCCAGCAGUCAGAUUCCCAGAAGUCUUAAGUGUCAAGAAGGAAAAGAACCUGAUGCCCAUAGUACCAGUCUUUUUUUUUACUUUGACAGAAUGAAUUAUAUGCAUUUUGUUAGAUAGAUCGGAUAAAAUGACCACUCCAAUGUAGCUUUAGAUUGUGGUAGCUGGGGAAAUGUAUGAGUUGUUUUAUGUUCUACAGUACGUAUACCUCAGCAGCUGAAAUAAUGUUUAAAACCCUGAAUACCUGCUAGCUCAGUAUAAAAAUAGCACCAGCUGUGAGUACGAGGUUUGUCUGCGGCUCGUACGCCGAGCACAGCUGGGUGUGUGGCACAGACUCCCAAUGGCAGGAUGGGCAGAGCAGCUCUGCUAUCCAGGAUCAUCCACUGUCAUCUGUCUCCCUGUUGCCGUAAAGAAUGUGCCUCUGACAAGAAGGUCUGGGUUGCAUUUUCUGGGACUGUUUGGAAGGGAAAUCAGAUAAUGACAUACUGAGUUGUCCUUCUGUUUGUGGGGCUGUAACUUAACAGAUCCUCUUGUGCCUGUGCUGACUCUGGUUAGAGGUAGGCUGUUAGUAACAGACACAGUAACUCCUGCUCUUGCAAGCUCUUUCACAGUGGAAGCUCUAACACCAGGCUGGCCUUUAUGCUGGUGACUGCAGGUCAGUCACAAAGGGAUAUAUCCUGGGGGACCAAACUCUUAAGAGCACUCUAUUUUCUUUUUUUUCCCCCCUCUUAUAUUAAAUUUUCAAUGCAGCAAGUAUCCUUCUAAAUGAGCAUGUGGAACCUUUCAUAAAAAAUAAACUGAAUCCUUCUGGACAUGAUGUGGGGUUUUUUUGUAGUAUUUUGACAUCAAAACUUGAAAUUUGAGAAGUGAAAAUAAAUACUGAGCCAAUGGAGCUUGUGUAGAACAGUUGUGCACAGGCUGUUUUUUACUUUUUCUUGUUCUCACUGCUAGCCCUAAGAUGAAUAUAUGAAGUCUCAUAUGUCAUGCAGCCACCCUAAAUUUAGGACAAUCAAUCCUUUAUUGAUCCAAUCAGGCAGCAGUAUCCCAUAUAUGAUCUGCAGUGAUGUGUAUGUGUUGUCUAAACUAAGGUGAGCAUGAGAAAACCUAGGAAUUUCACUCCACAUUUUUGGCAAGUAUUGGGUGAGCACAGCUCCAGCUAUUUUCUGAGGGCAGCAGCACAAUUUGCUUUAUUCAGUAGUGAGCCCCACUCUGAUGGUGUGCAUGUAUAAAUGGUGUCUCUAGAUAUAUGCUUAUGUAUCAGGUUAUUUAAUACCUAGAUAGGAAUCACCUGAAGCCUCAAACCAGCAGAUGCAAUUCUUUAUGCUCUAUUUGUCUGCCCUAUGGACAACUUUAGCAGAAAUUUUAGGUAGCAUAGUAUCAAUGUCAGUUUUUAAUAAUCCUAGUAGCUGUGGCAUUAUGCUAACCUGCUGUUUAAAUGUAUUUAGGAAAUGAAUUGGCUUUUCUCCAAGCAAAGAUAAGCAAAAUUGGAUUAAAAAAAAUUAAAUCUGUAAACUAUGGUAAAUUUAAACUUUCUGGCACGUUAAAUUUUAACAAAGUAUUUCAAACAUUUAUAAUUUUGCAUCAAAUAUAUAAUAAUGUAUCAAAUCUGGAUAUUAUUAUUGCCACAAAAUUAGUAGUGUUGUAGAAUUGUCCACUAGAUUCUUUUUCCAAGCAGAAGAAUCUUACAAGUUCUUACAGUUCUUGCUUUGUGUGUGGUCUAAUUAUGCUAGGAAAAGCAGACUGUGCCCAUUUAAAGGGUGCAUUUAGUCUGAAUAAUAAGAAAGUUAAAGAUAUCACCUGUAAGCAGUAAUUUUUAGUAAGUUGUUUUUAAAUAUUUGUCUAUGAAUGAUAAUAUACUUCCUAAUCAUCAGUAUUUAACAGCAGUGGGUGUUUUAGUAGAUCUUAGAGAAGGUAAGAUUCCCAAUGUACAGAUGGGACAAUGUAAGAUAUGACUGUAUAAUACACACUUUAGACAUAGGUUUUUCUAAAUAUUUGUCUUUUGCAGCCAGGUGACAGGCAGUAUGUAGUGUGAUUGGCUGUAAUCUAAAGCUGCCUAAAGCUUGAUGGCAUAAUUUCUGUCUCAGUCCAUGCUGCUGGAAAAAGGUCUGAGACACUUAUUUCAAAUCUCCAUUGGUGAUUUCCUUCCUAGCCACAAAAAUCUCUCUAAAAAAUUUUGGAGGAUGACUUCUCUAGACAAAAACCUUGCUUCCCUGUAGCUCUGCAGAUGCAUACGCUGCAUUCCUGACUCCCAUCUGUCUGGGAAACAGUAGCAGUGUGUCUGUGCUAAGGGUCUAAUCACAUACCUGACUGACAGGUUGUGUGACUCUUGUCAGCAGCAGUGUUGGAGUGUCAGUGGCUCAGGGAGUAGCUGUGUCACUGCUCAUCCUGCAGCCUCAUUCCCCAGUCCUUUCAGGUACACCAGGAUGUCCAGUAUAAACUGCAGUCAGUUAGAGCUUUUUGCAGGUCAGGUGCAAUACAUGUGGUAACAUGUUGCUCAUCAGCAAAAAUGAAUACAUACCAUUAAAUUACAUGGAAUGUAUUGAUGGUGCAGUCCCACCAGGCUCUGGCAGGCUCAGUGCUCUGUGGCCUCAGUGGCUCACAGCAUUCAGCCCUCAGUAAUAAUGUAUGAUUGUCACCAGGGCUCUGAAGGUCCGGAUUCCAUAUCAAGUUUUGACUCAAGUGCUAAUCUUCUGCUCAGUAAUAUUAUGAAAUUUUUAUCACAAAAUGAAUCUGAGUACAAGUAGAAUAGUAAACAGUAAGGUUCCAUUGUGGGUUAACAUCCUGUAGUCUGUACCAGGCAAUGGAAAGCUUCAAUUCCAGUUCAUGUUUCCACGUAGGUAUGAAAUAUAGUAGGCUUUAAUUGGAGAGGGACAAAGCAGUAGAUUCCUAAUGCAUUUAAAAGGCAGCUUUCACAUGGAUUUUUAGUAAUUUAAUAGAUGGCCCAUUGAAAGAUAGUGUAAUAGUUUUCCUAUUUAUAGACACACGUUCCAAGAGUCUCUUGGAAAGACAAAUGUUGAGGAGCUCAACAUAUAUUCUAAUGCAGCUUGAUUUCAGAGGUGUAACUUACGUCCAUUGCAUGUUGGUUUAAAUAGUGUCUAUGGUGUGUCCUUAGUGUCUCAAUUGUUUUGACUGUUCAUAAGGUUUCAUGUUUUAUGUUAAUGUCAGUUCAGUGCAUAAAAACUUAUAAUUCAGUAUGAUAAUUCAGAAAUUUGUCACUGAGUUAUGUUAGCUGGAAUUUGUUCCCAUGAAUUUGGGUGAAGGUAGAGGUGUUUCUUUGCCUUCACAAGCAGCCCAUGUUGCAGUCUGAUGAACACAUGUUCCAGGUGCUCAUUAGCACCUAGCUGGCUUCAGACUCCUUGCCAAUUAGGACCUAAUCCAGGAAAUCGCUGGAAUUAGUGGCGGUCUUUCCACUGAUUUUGAGGGGCUCUGGAUUGUACCAUUUGUGACUUCUAAUUGUUAGUGUUUUAAAGGAUGCUGUAUUAAUACUGCAUUUUUCACUCCAUGGGGUUUUAUAUUUCACCUGUUUGUAUACUGAGCUGAAAUAGUUUUAGAAAAUGCAACCAGACCUUCCAACUGCUGUCAGCAAAUCCCCGUAUGAGAGGAAGUUUCUCCUGUUUUGCAGUAUGACAUCAGUACAUAUGUGUUGUCCAGAUUCUUAGUUCUCCUGGAUAGAGCAAAAGCUUUGUAGCACUAAAGAAAAAAAGGUGAGAACUAGAAUAAGCAGAGCAUUGAUGUGAUGUUUCCAGGACUUCAGUGCUUCUCUGUAGCCGCCUGUUUUAAAGUGUGGAUGUUACCUCUGCUUCUUCAUCAUGAGAAUCUCAAAUGGCAUAGUGACUAUGAAAGGACCCUUUGAUAGAACUGCAAAUCAUGUGUAAGUACCAAGGAUGUGAUAUUUUUACAGUGUCAAAAGGACUGAGCUGAUCAUUCUGA